AUGAGUUACAGCUGGCUUUGUGAAAGUUUUCACACCAAGCACAGAAAAUGUAACAAUCCUUCCCCAGUCAAUACUGAAGAGGGAUGUGAAGGGCCUAGUUUUGAUGUUGAACUGUGUAAAGAUGACAAAGUCUGCAAAAAAACCAAACGAAUAAAACCAGCUGACUAUGCCAGAAAGAAAUGCGAGGAAUUCAGUAAAACUUUGUCUAUACUCGAUCCACUAGGUUCUGGACUUCAAGCUCCGCAUGAAGAGGGUCGGCUGUGGGUGGCGUGUGCAAUAUUUUGCCGCCGGAAAGACAACGGCUCAUAUUAUUCCCCGAGAUUAGACCUAAACGACCUUGGAAGUGAUCCUUACUUUCCUGAUGGUACUUGGUGUCACCACAACGGAAAACACAACUACUACUGCAUGAACCACCAUUGUCGACCCGAGCAUUUCCAAGGUGCUAAGAGUGCUUUAGACUUGCCAGAGGAUCUUGAGCUUCCACAGAAUGCUUUACCCAAAGCUUUGCCGCUGCCUGAUCUCAUACUCCGAUACCUCAGCUUGGGCUCGGACGGAAAACCACUCCUGACUACAAUCAAACCAGAGGAGGCCUCGGAAAGAGUUUUAGAAGAUGGUUGGGCCAGUAAGGAUUACUUGGAUAUUCCUCAGCCCAUGUAAAUGAUGUCUUAAUUUUAUACUAUUGAACUAUUUUGUACUUUUUUAUUUAUA
Macrosteles quadrilineatus (aster leafhopper) is the source of this 708-nucleotide messenger RNA. RefSeq lists its product as uncharacterized. The coding region runs from base 1 to 657 and encodes 218 amino acids. The record is from RefSeq and is a predicted model, not a curated record. The transcript has 5 exons. Lineage: Eukaryota; Metazoa; Arthropoda; Insecta; Hemiptera; Cicadellidae.